Thrips palmi is the source of this 2453-nucleotide messenger RNA. RefSeq lists its product as uncharacterized. Bases 301 to 1578 code for a protein of 425 amino acids. The transcript has 9 exons. Lineage: Eukaryota; Metazoa; Arthropoda; Insecta; Thysanoptera; Thripidae. The record is from RefSeq and is a predicted model, not a curated record.
GCCGCCGCGAGAGGACGCUACGCCGCCGCGCGCCGCGCCCCACUGACACACUGUAGACCGAUAACGCGCACUAGCGGCGCCGCGGCCCCGUCGUCGCCGUCCUGGAAGCGAGGGCGUCGUCGGCGACCCGCGUGUCGUCCUGACAGCACCUGUCGACGCGCACCUCGUCCGCCGCGUCCCGCGUCGCCGUCAGCUGAUCGGGGCAUGGCAAGCGGGGAGGCGCGCCCUGGAUGUUUACCGCCGACACCCUGACCACCUUCGCCGCCUAGCCGCCUAGCCGCCGCAGCCGUCUGACUCGCCAUGGUGGAUCUACUGCCCCUCGGGGCGCUGCGGGGCCCCCGCGCGCCGCCGCGCCUGCCCGGCCCCGCCGCCCCCAACGGCUCCAGCGUGGACGGCCAGCUGGGCCUGCUCAAGUCGCGGCUUUUCUCGGCGCUGGAGAGCCUGGAGGGCAGCCAGAUCCUGUCCCACCUGUCGUCGCGCCUGGAGACGGCGCUGUCCCUCAGCCAGGACUCGGCCUCGGCCGCCUCGCUGCAGUCCCCGGACGAAGCCGGCAGGUGCCCGCGCGAUGAGAGCGCCGGCAGCGCCAGCGACAAGAAGACCCCCUCCGGCCAGGCCGGCCAGGCCGGCCGGGGCUCCCAGGGCGCGGACGGCCCCUCCAGCGGCGGCUCCAACGACGGCGACCGCGUGGCCAGGCCGGCCCAGCCGGAGGCGUGCGGCCCGGACCCCUACGACAAGCUGCACUACAAGAUGGAAGCGGCGAGCAGCAGCUCUGGCAGUGAAGGGGAUGGUUACGGCCCGAGCACCAGUAUCGACUCUCCGGAUCACGACGCCAAGUACUGGGUUAGAUCAGGCUCCGAGGGCUCGGUGCGGUCCUGGGCGUCCAGCCUGAGUCUGGACAGCCAAUCCGACGAGGCGACGGCCGCCGCCGUGGAGUUCAUGCGCAAGUACGUGACGGACCUGUUCGCCACCCCGGGGGACAUCUCCCUGGAGCAGAAGGCCAAGUUCGGACAGCUAGCGCAGACCGAGGCGGGCAGGCUGUGGUUCUCGCGCUUCGUGAACGCGCAGCGGGUGCACAACCUGCGCGUCAGCGAGUCCACCUUCUACAGCCUGGUGCAGCACUUCGCCAUCGUGCUGUUCGAGUGCGCGGACGCGGACGACUUCGGCCCCUCCAAGUCCCUCAUGAACAUGUGCUUCACCUUCUAUCACGAAGUGGACGUCCCGGGGUGCGAGCCGUACAAAGAGUACCUGUCGGUGUACCUGCGCGAGCAGCCCAUCUGGCACUCGUUGAGGUUCUGGAACGCUGCGCUGUUCGACGCCCUGCAGUGCGAGCGGCAGCACGGCUGCGUGCCAGCACUGGAAGCGCUGGACGCCGAGCAGGAGUACCAGGAGAACGUCACCUUCGGACAGCUGGGCACCUUCACCUGCAACAUGCACGCGUUCGGACUGAGCCGCGAGCUGUGCACCGAGUUCCUGAGGAAGCAGUGCGUCAUCGCCAACCUCCGACAAGACCAGGAGAAAAUGCUGCGGGACAAUGUGGAGAGGAUGUACAGCGAGACUGAGCGUUGGCGAUCGCCGUGAGAGAUUGUGCUCGUCUUCGCGUCCCGGCGGACUAGCUCCGAAGCGUCGUCUCGUCUCCGUCGCACUCGUGUACCGACCCGCAGCGGCGCGAGAGAGACGCGGAUGGCUCUCUUCGUUCGGCACGUCGACCAGGCCAAUCAGGAUCAAGAAGAAUCGAGGCUCAAUGAAAAGACUUUAAUCUCGCCCCUCUCUUAAAGGCCGAAUUUUGGUUAUUUCCCAUUUGCUGCUUCCAGGUGGUCAAUGCCACUCACAGUAUAAGUGCGUUUUUCAGAGUUUUUGCCCUGCGGGGAACUUGACGAAAAUGCAGUGAUCUUCACAGUAUUAAAUAUUUAUCAAGACAAGCUAUUUAUUGUACAUUCCAAGGUCGGAGUCGAUUGUGAAGGGCCGGAGAGGACCGAAAAGGACCGAAAAGGACUGUCAGGGUACAGAGGGGCAACUCUGCCUCUCCACGUAGAGAACUCUGGGUUUGUCGUCGUUUUGAUUAUAUAUAACAUUGACGGCGGAGACUGCUUUUUGUCAGAGGGUAUGGGAGGAUGAAAUUGUGCGUGCAUGUAAGCUUUGAAGUUUUGUCGGUUUGGUGGUGACCGUGUUCAUCUCUGCUUCUGCUUGACAACGGACGAGGUAUUCAACCAGGUUUCAUUACAGUGUACGCUUACGCCGAAAUGAAUGAGAGAAUAUUUUGUUACACGUGUUUGGAUGAAUCUGUUUAAUCUACAGUCGUGGACGAAAGACAAGCCUCAGGCUCCUAUAGCUGUGAUGUUACUUGUACGUAGUGAUUUACUCGAGCCAAAAUUUGGUGUGAUUUGUUAGACCGCUAAUUAUUUAUUGUACAGAAAUUACUAGCAUCGCGAGGAAAUAAAUGGUUUGUCAUUUCA